UUUGUGUUAUCAUAGCCGAAAUAAGAUAAUGUCAACAUCAACACUAAAUGUGGAUUCUUUACGUGAUAAGGCUUUCAACAUUUGUCGAGAAUAUCUUUCAGGCUCUUGGAAGGAAAUUCAGCCCAAUGACAUGAUCUUUCAUUCCAUCAGUGGUGGUCUCAGUAAUAUCUUGUAUUAUUGUUCUCUACCCUCAACUCAUACUCCUUUAUGUGGUGAACCAAGUCAAGUAUUGCUCAGAAUGUAUGGGCAACUUCACUCUGACGAUACGACACAAAACGAGAACAAAAUGACAGAAUCAGUGAUUUUCAUGUUAUUAUCUGAGAGAAACUUGGGACCCAAAUUGUAUGGAAUCUUUCCCGGUGGACGACUUGAAGAAUAUAUUCCGGCACAAGCGAUGACCUGUGAUCAGCUUCGUGAUCCAGUUCUUUCCUCAACCAUUGCCCAUAAAUUAGCCCAUGUUCACAGUCUUGAUGUUCCCAUUAACAAAGAGCCUACUUGGCUUUUCGAUAACAUGUACUCUUGGUUGGAAAGUGCUCGUCGAGUUGACCUGAAAAUGGUUACCGAGUAUCGAUGUGUCGCCAAGAAACUCCUCAGUUUUCCUUAUGAAGAUGAACUUAUCUGGUUGAAAAGUUUCCUCUCUUCUGUCCAAUCUCCUGUAGUAUUUUGCCACAAUGAUCUUCAAGAAGGUAACAUUCUGCUUCCUGGUAUCCCCACAACACCAAGUAGUUUCCGUAAUCGUAAUCGGUCCAAUGGAUCUUCAAACGGAUCCAAUCGAACCCUUGAACCCAAGGUUAUCUUCAUAGACUUUGAAUAUUGUUCGUACAAUCAUCGUGGUUUUGAUUUCGCCAAUCAUUUCCUUGAAUGGACAUAUGAUUAUUCAGCACAAGAGUGGCCUCAUUUUUACCAUAAACCGGAAAAUUAUCCAAGCGAAAGUCAGAGACGACAUUUUGUCCGAGAAUAUCUGAAGGCUGUCGAUAGAUCGAGACCAAGAACAGAAGUCGACAAUGAGGAUCAUAUCUUACGGGAAGCGGACGCUUACUCAUUAGCAUCUCAUUUACUUUGGACACUUUGGAGUAUCAAUCAUGGAGUCUCAUCGGAAAUUGUUUUCGACUAUUGGGAAUUUGCAGAAAUCCGACUGAAAAUGUACUUAAAAAAAAAGAUUGAUUUUACUUACCAAAUAGAUUUUAAUUCACGGACAAUUUGACAAUAAUCUUCUACA
Messenger RNA from Panonychus citri (citrus red mite), 1219 nucleotides. Its product is annotated as choline/ethanolamine kinase-like. The record is from RefSeq and is a predicted model, not a curated record. Gene Ontology annotation, cellular component: cytoplasm. Gene Ontology annotation, molecular function: choline kinase activity; ethanolamine kinase activity. Gene Ontology annotation, biological process: CDP-choline pathway; phosphatidylethanolamine biosynthetic process. Lineage: Eukaryota; Metazoa; Arthropoda; Arachnida; Trombidiformes; Tetranychidae.